Molecule: messenger RNA, 6676 nt
Organism: Corythoichthys intestinalis (scribbled pipefish)
Lineage: Eukaryota; Metazoa; Chordata; Actinopteri; Syngnathiformes; Syngnathidae
Product: ATP-binding cassette sub-family C member 4-like
Exons: 31
Coding region: 127-4131 (1334 amino acids)
Biological process (GO): transmembrane transport
Cellular component (GO): plasma membrane
Molecular function (GO): ATP hydrolysis activity; ATP binding; ABC-type transporter activity
Source: RefSeq, a predicted model, not a curated record
GACUCCAACUGUCUUAAAUGUCCUCCGUUGUAAUGUUGACAUAAAUUCGACCACGUCUGUUGUUUUUUAUUCUUUCUUGAAGUAGCCUGGCGCAGAGAAAGCACUCAGUGUUACUUUUGCACUGACAUGGAAGCUCUGCGUAAAGACGUAAAGGAUAAUCCGUCGUCAAAGGCUAAUCUUUUCUCCAAGCUUUUCUUCUGUUGGUUGAACCCCUUGUUCAAGACUGGCUACAAGAGGAGGCUGGAGGAAAAUGACAUGUACAAGGUUCUUCCUGAGGAUGCGUCUGACAGACUGGGGGAGGAGUUACAGUGGUACUGGAACCAUGAAAUGAAGAUAGCGAUAAAAGAACAACGGCAGCCUGAACUCACCAGAGCCCUCAUAAAUUGUUACUGGAGAUCCUACGUCCUCAUCGGAAUUUACAUCUUCCUCCAGGAAGUCAUCAAAGUCAUUCAACCACUGUUACUCGGUAAGCUCAUUGAGUACUUCGAGGGUCCUGGCACAACUGCAGUCUACAUGGCCUACAGCUACGCAGCUGGCCUCUGCAUAGCCACUGCCUGGAUGGCCUUCCUCCACCAUAUCUAUUUCUAUCAAGCCCAGAGAGCAGGCAUGAAGAUCCGGGUGGCCAUGUGUCACAUGAUCUAUCGGAAGGCUCUCAGUCUUAACAAUACUGCGCUGACCAAAACAACGACGGGACAAAUUGUCAACCUGUUGUCCAACGACAUCAACAGAUUUGAUGAGGUGACAUUAUAUUUGCACUUUCUCUGGAUCACCCCCUUCCAAGCAACAGCGGUUAUACUAUUGUUGAUGUAUUGGAUCGGCCAAUCGUGCCUUUCCGGAAUGGCUGUCCUCUUCAUCCUGUUACCAGUGCAGACGAUAUUUGGAAGGCUCUUUUCAACACUGAGAGGUGACACUGCAGUACUAUCUGAUGAGAGGAUCCGCACAAUGAAUGAAGUCAUCUCGGGAAUCCGUGUUAUAAAAAUGUACGGGUGGGAGAAGCCCUUUGCUGCACUCGUGGAUGAAAUCAGAAAAAUGGAAAUCUCCAAAAUAAUGAAAAGUUCUUAUCUGCGUGGCUUGAACAUGGCGUCUUUCUUCGUGGCCAGCAAGAUCAUAAUUUUUCUGACGAUUUCUGUCUACGUGCUGACGGGUAGCCAGCUGUCUCCGAGUGCCGUAUUCAUGGCCGUCGCCCUCUAUGGCGCCGUCCGACUCACCGUCACGCUCUUCUUCCCCUGUGCCAUUGAGAAGCUCUCGGAAUCACUCAUCAGCAUCCAGAGAAUUAAAAAUUUUCUCCUUCUAGACGAAGUUGCUCCUCAGCAUCUGGGCCUCCCAGUGGCUGACAAAAAAGACUGCAUGUUGAAGAUUGAAGAUUUAGUGUGCUAUUGGGACAAGAUGCAAGAGGUUCCAACCUUACAGAUUCCAUCUUUCACAGUGAGAGCCGGUGAGCUACUUGCUGUAAUAGGUCCUGUUGGCUCAGGGAAGUCUUCACUCCUUAGUGCUAUCCUUGGAGAACUGAGCCAAGAAAGUGGCGUGGUCAAAGUCCGAGGGGAUCUGACCUACACUUGCCAGCAGCCCUGGAUUUUACCCGGCACAGUCCGCAGCAACAUCCUGUUCGGCAAAGAGCUCAACCGCUUCAAGUACGACAGAGUGCUUAGAGCCUGCGCCCUCAAGAGAGACGUGAAGCUGUUGCCGGGUGGCGAUUUGUCACCCGUUGGAGACAGAGGCGCCAAUUUGAGUGGAGGACAGAAGGCGAGAGUCAGCUUGGCCAGUGUACCAGGAUGCAGACAUCUACCUUCUGGACGACCCCUUAAGUGCUGUAGACGCCGAAGUGGGCAAGCAUAUCUUCGAAGAGUAAAAGAACAGCAUCGCACACAAGACACAAUGGCUGCUUUUGUUACACGUUUUCAAACUAUUCUUCGUUGCAGGUGCAUUUGUGGACUUUUGUGGGACAAGCCCCGCAUUCUUGUCACUCAUCAACUGCAGUAUUUAAAGGCAGCGCAUGAAAUUGUAGUCUUAAAGGAGGGUCAAUUGGUGGCAAAGGGGAGCUACAGUGAGCUGCAGAGCUCUGGACUUGACUUCUCCUCACUCCUUAAGGAAGACGAUAACCUGGAAGAAAGAACAAGUGUGACCUCCAUCUCUGGCAGGGCCUCCUUCUGCCUCUCCACUCUUUCUGACAAGACCAUGUCGUCCAUGGCCUCCCUGUCCGCCUCCUGUUAUUCGCUGAGGGAGGAUACGCUCACAUUGGAUGCGCAGCCCACGGAGGAGGAAAGGCGCUCGCAAGGAGACGUCGGCCUGCAAAUAUAUAUCAACUAUUUCAGAGCGGGCGCUAACUUCCUGGUUCUCUCCAUCCUUCUUCUCCUCAACACUUUAGCACACGUGGCGUUUGUGCUGCAGGACUGGUGGCUUGCUCAUUGGGCCUCUGAGCAGCAGCACAUCAAUACAACACAGCGCCUCAAUGACAGCCUCCCCACACAGCUGGACCUUGGCCUAUACCUCAGUGUUUACGCAGGUUUAACAGUAGCAGCGGUUGUGUUUGGCUUGGUUCGCAGCCUGGUUUUCUUCAACGUCCUUGUGAGCUCAGCUCAGGCUCUUCACAACCGGAUGUUCCACGCCAUUCUGCGGACACCGGUGCAUUUUUUCCAAAUUAAUCCCACCGGAAGAAUCCUCAACAGGUUCUCCAAAGACAUCGGCUACCUUGACUCUCUCCUGCCGUGGACAUUUGUGGACUUCACCCAGGUGUUCCUGCAAGUCCUUGGUGUGAUUGCGGUGUGUGCCACUGUCAUGCCCUGGAUUCUCGUCCCGUUUAUUCCUCUCUUCGCCAUCUUCCUGUAUCUGCGACGCUACUAUCUUCAGACUUCCAGAGACAUCAAGCGCUUAGAGGCGACCACAAGGAGUCCUGUCUUCUCCCAUCUCUCUUCUUCCCUGCAAGGCCUGAGCACUAUCCGAGCAUUCAAAGUUCAGCAGAGAUUUAAGGAGAUGUUUGAUGACUAUCAAGAUCUCCACUCAGCGGCCUGGUUCUUGUUCCUGACGACCUCUCGGUGGUUAGCCGUGCGCCUUGAUGGGAUUUGUUGCAUAUUCGUCACCGUUACUGCUGUCGGCUGCAUUUAUUUCAGCGAUGACAUGGACCCUGGAGCAGUUGGCCUGGCUCUAUCAUAUGCUGUGACACUGACAGGCAUGUUCCAGUGGGGUGUCAGACAAAGUGCGGAGAUCGAGAACAUGAUGACGUCCGUAGAGAGGGUGGUGGAAUACGCCGAGUUGAAGAGCGAAGCACCCUGGGAGACUGACACAAUGCCACCGCAUGAUUGGCCCAAGAGAGGCUCCAUCACAUUUGAGUCUGUCAACUUUUCCUACAAUACUAGCGAGCCUUUAGUCCUAAAGAAUUUGACUGUGGUCUUCAGAUCCAGAGAAAAGGUGGGCAUUGUGGGACGCACCGGUGCUGGUAAGAGCUCUCUGAUCUCGGCCUUGUUCCGCCUGGCAGAACCUGAGGGCACGAUCAUGAUUGAUGGCUUCCGCACAUCUGACAUUGGACUGCACACCCUGCGCCAGAAGAUGUCCAUCAUCCCACAGGACCCAGUUCUCUUCACGGGCAGCAUGAGGAAGAAUCUGGACCCUUUCAGCGAGCACACAGAUGAGGACCUGUGGAAUGCGCUCCAAGAGGUGCAGAUGAGGGGUGCGGUGGAGGAGCUGCCCAAUAAACUGGAGACGCUGCUGACAGAGUCCGGCUCCAACUUCAGCAUGGGUCAGAGGCAGCUCUUGUGUCUUGCCAGAGCCAUCCUGCGCAACAACCGGAUCCUGGUCAUUGACGAAGCCACGGCCAAUGUCGACCCCAGAACUGACAGCCUGAUCCAGCAGACAAUCCGGGGCAAGUUUCAAGAGUGCACCGUCCUCACUAUUGCUCACAGGCUCAACACCAUCAUCGACUGUGACAGAAUACUGGUCCUGGAUGCUGGUCAAAUCCAAGAGUAUGAUGAGCCUUACAUGCUGCUCCAGAACCACGAAGGCCUUUUCUACCAGAUGGUCCAGCAGACAGGUCGAUCAGAAGCUGCUUCACUGCUGCACAUGGCCAAACAGGUGCACCAGAACAAAAAGCAGGAGGUGCGUCACCUCCAGGACGUCGUCUUUGAGACGUCUCUUUGACAUUUUGGAGAGCAACUUUGACCGCCGUCGCCAACCGAGCCCUAAUGGAAGUAUUUAUUUAUUUAUUUGACUGUAUAUUGGAAUGUCCACUCAAGCUUGUGUCUGUGCCUUUAUUGAUAGCACCUUACUACGUUCAUCUAUGUGCACUGGAGACUUCAGUGCUGUGCGGUGUAUUCAUUCUUUUGCAUGGAAAGGAAAAUUUGGCAAUGGCUGUGCCUAUUCCUUUCAAUGUUUUUUUUUUUUUUUUGGUCUGUUCUCUCUCUUUUUUUUCUUUCAAUAACGAGUCUUCCUGCAUUUUGAACAACCUGACCACUGUACUGUAAGUCAACCUCAGUUCAGGAAACAAGAGGACACCUGAAAUGUACAAAAAUCAUCUGCCUUAAAAACAACAUUCAAAAGCCAUGUUUGCGCAGUAUCGUGAUUUGACAGAUCUACUACUGUACUGUAUGCCAGCAUGUUUUCAUUGAGUUGAGGAACCAUUUUCAUCAAGUACAGCAAGGCACACUGUUCGAACGCAGUAUUUGUUGGCUCUAAAACGUUUAACAUCCUGAUGGUCCCUUUCGUCUUAAGUCCAGAAGAAAUUAAAUGCAUGAUUUUUUAACCAAUUUGAAAUGUGGAUUGGUAAGACACUUUUCCAAUUCAUACCUGUCCAUUUCAGAUGAACUCAGGGCCACAGAAUUAUGGAUGUUGUUGAUAAAAUGGCUUUUGCUUUGCAUGCUAAAGUUUUAACUUGAACUUAAUGUUUUUAAACUGACUUUUUUUUUUUUUUUUUGCUCACGCAGUUUUUCACAAAGUGGUAAACUUAGCUUUUGCUUCUUUCACCAAAUCACACUUAACUAUUUCCCUUCAACCUGCUCACCUCUGGAAUGCUCCAAUCAGGUAUUUUUGUGAGCAUUUGUCAACAUCCCAACUUUGUUGGAUGUCUGAUUUGUAAAUUACUAGUGAGACAACAUACCAGGGCAGUACGAGAUGACCAAUGGAAAAAGCCAUAUACAAUACGUUUGGUGCUGAAUUUGGAAGGUCAUGAAAAAAAACAGCGUAAUGGCAUAUCUUUGUAUUUUUUUACAAUUUGAAAAUGGCAUACCAAAAAUCAAACUAGUCUUCUUGAAAAUUAUGCUUUGACCCUAUGUGUUCCAGUGAUGUUUGAGUGAAUGUUUGGAGUGUUAUCACCAUUUUGUUCUAACUGCACUAAUAUGAGAAACGAUGUAUUUCUAUUACUUGAGUUUAGAAAGUGAGAAAUAACAUAUUUUGCGCUGUUCAUAGAAAAAACGGCAUAUAUUUUCUCUUUCUUUGGUGCAUUUACUAUUGAAUUGGCUGUAUUACAGAACUGUUAACGAAGGCAUAUCAGAUCUACACAAACAUUUUGAAGUAGUCAUCAGUUUUUGUUAUUAGUUUAGUUUUUUAUUCUUAGUGUGGCCUUAAUAUUUUAUUUCUUAAUAUUUAUAUAAUUACAGACUACAGUAUUAUAUAAUUUUACGUUCAAUAAUAUGACAUGUUUUAAUGAAGUAUAAGACGAUAUAAUGCCCAUGCAAUAAACUGUCAUUCCCUGUCUUUUUGUCUUUGCUGCUUCACAUUCAUUGAGCGACUCCGACAAGUCGGAGUUGACUACGCGGCAUCUUUGCUUAAUUUAACAUGUCAGUGGUACAAUAAUGACAGCGGCCCAAUUACAAUGUGAUUUUUGUCAUUAGCAGCUCAAUUAGCAAGCAAGCAUCACAUAACUGCGGAUAGAGGGAUGAGCUGGGAAUGGAUGAGCUGCGCAUUUGGCUGACAUGCUCAAUGAUGUUCAUGUCUGGUGUCUGGGCUGGCCAGUCCUGGAGGAUCUUGAUCUUCUUUGCCUUGAGGAACUUUGAAGUAUGCGAUAGAGAACCAUCCUGAUGCAGAAUGUGUCCCUUUUUAUGGUUAGGAAUGUAAGAGGCAGCUAGGAUUUGCUGAUAUUUCAGACUAUUUAUGUUGCUUUCCACCCUGCAGAUCUCUCAGUGUGCAGACAAUUAAAAAAACAUACGGCAUUUGCCAAGGCCCACUACCUGUCAAAAGGAUGGAUGCUGGAAAAGCGGCAAAAGGUGGAUUUUUCCAGAUGAAUCUUCCACUGAAUUACACCACAGUCUCCGCAAAUAUUGUAGGAGACCUACUGGAGCCCGGAUGGAUCAGAGAUUCAUUCAGAAAACAGUGGUGGCAAAGUUUGGUGGUGGCAAAAUCAUGGUCUGGGGUUACAUCCAGUAUGGGGGUGUGCAAGAGAUCUGCAGGGACUCUAUACUUACGUAUGGAACUGAAUACAUAAUAAAAUGCUCUUUAUUGUGAUUUUUUUUUCUCACAUAAUGGAAAAAUAGGUUGACUAAAGACACACCUCAUAAUUCAAUCACUGCCAUUGAAGGUACUACACAAAUUAUACCUCCUCUAAAAAUGGCAUAUUAACACAUACAAAACACAAAGGAAACGCAUCGACAACCUUCCUACUGUUGUAAAUGCUUAAGUUAUUUUUUUAUAAAUUAGCUUACUGUCUGCCAUUGACGAUGCUAGACGUCUCAUCCAUUUUGACUGGGAGGUC